Plectropomus leopardus (leopard coralgrouper) is the source of this 932-nucleotide messenger RNA. NCBI's taxonomy places the organism in Eukaryota, Metazoa, Chordata, Actinopteri, Perciformes, Serranidae. The record is from RefSeq and is a predicted model, not a curated record.
GCUCCAAGGAAAAAUCAAGCUUUCUGAAAGCUGUACGCUUCUUUUUGACUGAGCUGGCAACUGGUGAUCUGGCAGCAGCAGAGAGCUGUUUCCCUCACGGCAAAAAAACCUCCCACUUCAGCCCAAGUGAGUUGGACCAGUACAACUUCAGCAAGUGCACCAUCAUCGUCCGCCUGCUGGAGUUUGCUACUAUGAUUCUUGUCAAAGGAGAGCAGGAAUUUUGGAAGCUUCUGGAACAAGACAUUUUUGUCUCCGAUUUUUUUGAGCUGACGGCACUGGUGGUGUGUGAGCCGUCCGCUGUAGGUUUCAACAUGGCAGACGUGGAGGUAAUGAAGAACCUGCCGGAAGUGUGUGUUCCUCUGCUGAAGGCACUGCUGGCCUCACCAUACCGCACUCGUCUAGAAAGCAGUUUGCAGACAAAAAUCUCACGUAAAAGUGUGGAGGACUUGUGUGCUGUAGACCUCUACGAUUCCAGCACCCUGCGCCACCAUGACCAGAUGGAAAUGGUUCUGUCCUCCUGUAAGCAGAUCCACAAAGCCGACUUCCUCAGCUCCAUCCUGCACAGCCAGGAUGCCACUUAUGCCAUAUCCCUUGGGUCCAGACUUCUGAUGACAGUGUAUAAAGGUAUAGCACCUGGUGAGGACAGGAAGGCUCUUCCAUCAUUGGACAUAAACACCAAGAGGCUGGCAGACGGUCUGCUUCAGCUCGCCUUUUCUCUAAGUCAGCAGAAUGAGCAGCUGGUGGAUUUGCUGUUGAACACCAUCAAGCUUUCUGUGCCGAUAUCUGGAAGUCACAGCAAUAACUUCCUGAGCUUCUCGCACGGCGAAUACUUCUACAGCCUGUUCCAGACGACCAUCGACAGCGAGCUGCUGAGAAGUCUGGACACUACAGUGCCACGCCUCAUGAAAGCUUCCUCUCAAAAUCCCACCAUG